This is a messenger RNA of Exophiala bonariae, 675 nucleotides long. RefSeq lists its product as uncharacterized. Gene Ontology annotation, biological process: mRNA splicing, via spliceosome. NCBI's taxonomy places the organism in Eukaryota, Fungi, Ascomycota, Eurotiomycetes, Chaetothyriales, Herpotrichiellaceae. Gene Ontology annotation, molecular function: RNA binding. The record is from RefSeq and is a predicted model, not a curated record. Gene Ontology annotation, cellular component: U1 snRNP; U4 snRNP; U5 snRNP. The coding region runs from base 1 to 675 and encodes 224 amino acids. The transcript has 4 exons.
AUGGCCAACAGACAGGGGAAAAUGCAAAACCUGAUCAACUACCGAAUGCGAGUAACGCUGAAUGAUGGCAGACAGAUGACCGGACAGAUGAUGGCAUUUGACAAGCACAUGAACCUCGUUCUUGCCGACACCGAAGAGUUCCGCAAAGUCAAGCGCAAGCAAAACAAAUCCUCUGCACCAGCUGCACCCGGCUCAGCUGCUGCAGCCACAGUCGAGACAGAAGAGAAGCGAACAUUAGGCUUGGUCAUCAUACGAGGAACGAAUAUUGUGUCCAGUAGUGUUGAGGGACCACCACCAUCAGAUCCCGCAUCUCGUCUCGGUCAAUCCGCACCAGGAGGCGCAACAGCAGCUUUACAGGCAGGGACAGGUAUCUCGAGACCAGCAGGGCGUGGACUGCCAGUCGGUCUGGGAGGUCCAGCAGCAGGUGUGGGCGGACCACCCCCACCAGGAGGAUUUGGGUUCCCACCUGGAGGCGGAUUUCCUGUAGGGGCACCACCGCCAGGAUUUCCAGGAAGAGGUGCUGGCGGACCUCCAGCGGGAGGACCUCCGCCUGGCUUUGGUGGCCCGCCUCCCGGUUUUGGAGGACCACCUGCUGGGUUUCAACCACCCCCUGGUUUCCAAGGUGGCCCGCCGGGUCAAGGAAGAGGAUAUGGACCACCAGGAUUUGGUCGGUGA